Molecule: messenger RNA, 1253 nt
Organism: Hibiscus syriacus
Lineage: Eukaryota; Viridiplantae; Streptophyta; Magnoliopsida; Malvales; Malvaceae
Product: UDP-N-acetylglucosamine transporter ROCK1-like
Exons: 7
Coding region: 192-773 (193 amino acids)
Biological process (GO): pyrimidine nucleotide-sugar transmembrane transport
Cellular component (GO): Golgi membrane
Molecular function (GO): pyrimidine nucleotide-sugar transmembrane transporter activity
Source: RefSeq, a predicted model, not a curated record
CCCAAGCUCAAUGUGGCUCCGUCCCUGUGCGAGAGUAACAACUAUCUUUUCCGACGCCAAAAGGGAAAGAAAAAGAAAACACUCUGAUCUGAUCUCUGUCAUUCGCCAAGAAAACCAUCAGAUUAGUAAGUCGAGGAUCAACUUGGAGACUCUGAACAAGAAAACUCGCUCCUUCGUGAAGGUCGCCAGUAAUGGCGACGACAAAGCCAAAAUCAUACUCCGAUUCCAGUCGGGAAGUAAUUGUAAAUUCAUCAGUCUUGACAUGUGAGGUAGCCAAGGUUGUACGUGCCAUUAUUCUCAUGGCGAAAGAUGGUAGCUUAAAGAAACUGUCAAAGGAAUGGACUUUGAUGGGUUCACUGACUGCAUCAGGUCGUCCUGCAGCAAUUUAUGCACUUCGAAACAGCUUGUUGCAGAUAUCUUACAGGAAUCUCGAUUCACUUACUUUCUCAAUGCUGAACCAGAGAAAAAUAAUUUUUACUGCCUUAUUUACAUUUAUCAUACUGAGGCAGAGGCAGUCAAUUCACCAACUUGGGGCUCUGUUUUUAUUGAUCAUGGCUGCUUUACUUCUAAGCAUCGAUGAAGGUUCUAGCAAAGCUUCUAGCAGUGGUGAUCCCGAGCAAAUUCUAUUUUACGGAUUUGUCCCUGUUUUAGUUGGUUCUGUACUUUCCGGUUUGGCUUUCAUUAUGUCAAUGGGCUUCUCAGGUCAAGAAUCACUCAUCAUACUUGAUGACUAUAGAAAUGUCUAUUGUCGGAAGCUUGUGCUUAUAGGCUAGUAUCUCCAAGUCUCCAGAUGGAGAACCUAUUAGACGCCAUGGAUUCUUUUUUGGUUGGACUCCACAACUUUGAUUCCAGUUGUAGCCAAUGCUCUUGGCGGCAUUCUUGUUGGCCUUAUCACCAGUCUUGCAGGUGGUGUGACGAAGGGGUUUGUCGUCGUUUCAGCAAUGUUGCAGUUCCUGUUAGAAGGAAAACCACCAUCGAUGUAUAGUCUCGUGGCUCUUCCGCUUGUCAUCAUCAGCAUUUCAAUAUACCAGAAAUAUCCAUACGGAGUCAAAAAGAAGGAAGCCUAAUAACACCUGUAGGCAGGUAAGGGGAUUUCUCAGAGUGACCCCAAUUAUUAUAGUUUCCGUUUGUUUUUCCCAAGUUUUAAUGGGAGGGUUAACAUGAAUUCUAAGAUGCAUGCAAAUGAAGAAGGCAUAUCAUAUGUGGUUAAAAUUGUGAACACAAAGAAGCAAGGCAUCGAUGCAAGUCUCUGA